Messenger RNA from Centropristis striata (black sea bass), 723 nucleotides. RefSeq lists its product as uncharacterized. The record is from RefSeq and is a predicted model, not a curated record. The transcript has 6 exons. Lineage: Eukaryota; Metazoa; Chordata; Actinopteri; Perciformes; Serranidae. The coding region runs from base 1 to 723 and encodes 240 amino acids.
AUGCUGCAGGCUGAUGAGAGGAAGUGGAAGCAGUGUGACAGGUGCUGCAGACACGCUGAUAUGAUGGCCGGCAGCUUCAACAUCUUCAUCAUUUCCACUGUUUGUCUGAGCUUCAUCGUCCCGGCGAGCCACGGUUUUCAGGUGAUUCAGCCACCGACUCGGACCGUGAACCCAGACGGCUCAGCCACCAUCAGCUGUGAGCUCGCUGGAGACGUCUCCUCUCUGCAAGAUGUUCGACUCAACAGCUUAAUUUCACCAACAGACAAUCCCAGGCUGCUCUGCCAGAAGGGAAAGAGAUUCUGCCCGAACGUCACCAUGUAUGAAGAGAGUCCCAACAAGUGGAUUUUCGUCUUGCUCCACAUUGGACCAGAAGCCUUGAACAUGAAAUAUCAGUGUGAAUUCUCUGUGACUCAACAUGAUUUGGAUGAAAAGAAGACAGGAACCACACUGACCACACUACUGCCAGGUGAAAAGGGAGCGGUGUGCAUUCUCCCCACUCCUCCUCCUCCUCCUGCUCCUCCUGCUCCUCCUGCUCCUGAGUCCCAGCUGCUCAGGUGGAUCCCCAUCGCUCUGCUGGCUCUGACGCUCCUGUACAGCUGCAUCAUCACCUUCUUCUACAUGCGACUGAGGUGCAGCGCCACUGACCCUGAGAACUCAACAUAUGUGGAAAUGAGGAAAGCUCCUCGGCCGAGGGUUCCUCCUCAGGACAUCUACUGUGGGUAG